ACCAGGAUGCAGAGCUUGCAGCCGGACCCCAAAGCCCAGUACAGGAGCGUGUACGAAGCGCUGAAGAAGAUUGUCAUGACAGAGGGUUUCUGGAGGCCUUUACGUGGGAUUAAUGUCACCAUGCUGGGCGCUGGCCCUGCCCAUGCCAUGUACUUUGCCUGCUAUGAAAAGAUGAAAAAGUCUCUAAGUGACACUUUCCAGCAUGGAGGAAACAGCCACUUGGCCAAUGGUAUAGCUGGGAGCGUGGCCACGCUGCUCCACGAUGCAGUGAUGAUUUUUCCGGCUGAAGUGGUGAAGCAGCGGAUGCAGAUGUUCAACUCCCCCUACAAGUCCGUCCUGGCGUGCAUAAGGACAGUGCAGAAGACGGAAGGGUUUGGUGCCUUCUACCGCAGCUACACCACCCAGCUCCCCAUGAACCCUCUGGAUGUCUGCAAGACCCUGCUCAACACCCAGGAGAACAUGGCCUUGAGCUCUGUGAACAUCAGCGGGCACCUCACGGGCAUGGUGAAUGCCUUCAAGACUGUCUAUCAGCUGGGGGGUGUCUCGGGGUAUUUCAGGGGGGUACAAGCACGUGUCAUUUACCAGAUGCCCUCAACAGCCAUUGCCUGGUCUGUGUACGAAUUCUUCAAGUACUUUCUCACAAAGCACAAGCUGGAGAAGAGAACAUCCUUGUGA
Messenger RNA from Nestor notabilis (Kea), 675 nucleotides. Its product is annotated as mitoferrin-1-like. The transcript is spliced from 4 exons. Gene Ontology annotation, biological process: iron import into the mitochondrion. The annotation marks the transcript as partial. The record is from RefSeq and is a predicted model, not a curated record. Gene Ontology annotation, molecular function: ferrous iron transmembrane transporter activity. Gene Ontology annotation, cellular component: mitochondrial membrane. NCBI's taxonomy places the organism in Eukaryota, Metazoa, Chordata, Aves, Psittaciformes, Psittacidae.